Entamoeba dispar SAW760 is the source of this 1446-nucleotide messenger RNA. RefSeq lists its product as uncharacterized. Gene Ontology annotation, biological process: nucleoside transmembrane transport. Gene Ontology annotation, cellular component: plasma membrane. Gene Ontology annotation, molecular function: nucleoside transmembrane transporter activity. The coding region runs from base 1 to 1446 and encodes 481 amino acids. Lineage: Eukaryota; Evosea; Mastigamoebida; Endamoebidae. The transcript has a single exon. The record is from RefSeq and is a predicted model, not a curated record.
AUGUUACAACCAUCCACAUAUUAUUCUGAUAGUAAUUAUAUUUAUUCAACAGAUGGAUUACAAUUAACUAACGCAUCAGAAAUUAGUGUUGAUUCAUCAUUACAAAGGUCUAUAAAACAUUCCUUUUUAAAUCCUGAUUUAUCAAAGAAACAUAAUACACUAACAUUCAUUCUUUGCUUUUUAUUGGGUGUUUGCUAUAAUUUUCAUGGGAAUAUUAUAGCUGGGGCAUCAAUUGAAAUUGGAACAAAGUUAGGUGAUGUAUCAUUAUUUUAUUAUCUUCCUAACUUGUUUUAUCUUUCUAAUGGAACUACAAUUGUGUUGCUUGUAUUUUUAUCAUUUGUAACUCCUAAAUAUCCAUAUUUUUCAUUUUCAUGUAUUUCUUUAAUUGGACAAUAUGUAUUAACUUUUGUUAUGACACCUUUAUUUCCUCCUGUAAUGAGACUGUUUAACUAUUUGGAUCAAAACACAAUGCAUACUGUUCAAAGUAUUGCAAUUUCAGUACUUUCAUUAAUUAACGGAUGUUUAUCUGCAAUUAAUUUUUCUACAUUCAUUUAUAUUUCUUCAACACUUUCACCACAACACUUAAUUGCUUAUAUGGUUGGUAGUUCAGGUGGACCUUUUCUAUCUUCAUUAAUUAAUCUUAUUGACACUACAUCUAGUGAAUCAAAUAAGUGGAUGUAUCUUAUUAUUGUUUGUGUUGGUGUAUUAAUUAUUCCAUUAAUAAUUAUUGUCUAUUUCUUCUUUUGUUAUAAAACUAUUCCUCAUUUCCAUUCUUUAUUUCAUAUUACUGAAGAGACUUCAUUUCUUUCUAUUAAUAAUAGAAUUCCAUCAAGAAUUAGAAGAUUAUUUUUAUCUACUAAAGCAUCUUUAUUAGAAAUUAAGAACGUCGUUGUAACAUUAAAAUAUUCUACCCUUUCUCUUCUUUUUGUUUCAAUUUGUUCAAGUUAUAUUUAUCCAGGAAUGUUAAAUAAUUUUAGUGUAACAACAAUUAACUAUGAUGGUAGGGUGGUUGAUAAUCCUCAUUAUACUUACCAUCUAAAUCUUGUAACAUUUGUAUUUACUGCGUUUGAUUUAAUUGGUUCUAUCCUAACAUUUUUACCAAUUGAACCAUCAAAAAAAUCAUUACUUGGUUCAAGUAUUACACGGUUAACAAUAUUUACUUUAUUUUGUUCAGUAAUGAAUAUUGGCAAUUUGUUUAUUAUUACUGAUAAUGAAAAUGAUCCAUUGGUUCAAAGCACUGGAUAUCUUUUCGGAUUGAUUAAUGUUGUAUGUACUCUUUUACUAGGUAUAACCCAAGGUUAUCUUGUAACUCAUUCAAUACUUAAAAUUUCAAAACACGUAGAAGAAAAAGUUGGUACUAAUGUUACUUUAAUUAUCAUAUCUCUUGGUUCAAUAAUUGGAACAACAAUUCAAAUCUUUGUUUUAUCCAUAUGCUCACCGUUGUAA